Gopherus flavomarginatus (Mexican gopher tortoise) is the source of this 2799-nucleotide messenger RNA. RefSeq names its product zinc finger protein 169-like. Lineage: Eukaryota; Metazoa; Chordata; Testudines; Testudinidae. The transcript is spliced from 3 exons. Gene Ontology annotation, cellular component: nucleus. Bases 330 to 1640 code for a protein of 436 amino acids. The record is from RefSeq and is a predicted model, not a curated record. Gene Ontology annotation, molecular function: calcium ion binding; RNA polymerase II cis-regulatory region sequence-specific DNA binding; DNA-binding transcription activator activity, RNA polymerase II-specific. Gene Ontology annotation, biological process: regulation of transcription by RNA polymerase II.
AGAGCAGAGCAGCCCUGGGCGGGCUAGAGGGGCCGAGGGUGAACCAUAGAGCGCGGCGUCCGCCGCGGAGCAGAGCGGCUCCACACCAUAGAGCGGGGCUGUGAGGGCUAGAGGGGCCGCCUCGGAUCACGGAGCUGAGCGCCCCGGCGGGUGGAGAGGCCCGAGCUCUCCGCUGGCCGCGGGGGAUCCGAGCGGGCGGCGGGGAGAGGUUGGUUUGCGGGGCGGAGCCCCCCACGGCCCCGCUGCAUCUCGCGGGGAUGGCAGGCAGCGCGAGACCCUGCGCAUGCGCUGGGGAACCCUGAGGGAGAGCGCUGCCCCGCGGCGUUGCCAUGGGGACGGGGAGGCGCUCAGGAUGCUCAGCGACGCCGAAAGCUGCCCUGGACCCACAGGCUGCCCCAGCCUGCCAUGUCAGGGAGUCUUCUAGCUGCUGCUCGGGGGCUGGGGCGCUCUGCUUUCUGCUGAUCCCACGCUGCAAUGUAACGUCCAGCUGCAGUCAUGCGACAGAGAGGCCAUGUCAGUGCUUGCAAGAAACGCGCAGCGCAGCACCACUACUACGAGCUGUCCAAUCAGAGAGUGAGAGCAGUCAAGGCUCUGGCAGCUGCUGCAGAGCAGCCAGUCAAAGAGGAGCCGUCGGAGGCGUUCACGUUCGACAUGUGUUGGCUCCCUCUGCCUGGGGAGGUGAAGGCGGAGCAGGACCACGAGUGCACAAAGUGUGGAGAGAGCUUCCACCAGCAGGCCGAGCUGCUGGCCCACAGAAGACCCAUGAGCAGAAAGUGCUGCUGAUUUGCACAGAGUGCGGCCAGAGCUUCUCCUGCCCCAGCAGCUUCAUGCUGCACCAGCACGUGCACAGUAGGGAGACGCUGCAGAAGCCCUACGUCUGCCCGCAGUGUGGACGCACCUUCAGCUACAAGACCAGCCUGGGAGUGCACCUGCUUGCCCACAGGAGCGAGCGCCCCUUCAUGUGCCCCUCCUGCAGGAAGAGCUUCAAGAACAAGACCUACCUGGUGGUGCACCAACGCGUGCACACCCGCGUGCGGCCCUACGCAUGUGCCGAGUGCAGCAAGAGUUUCCUGCAGAAGCGAGACCUGAUGGUGCACCAGCGCGUGCACAGCAAGGAGAGCCCCUUCCCCUGUUCCGAGUGCGGCCGGCGCUUCCGCUACAAGUCAAGCCUGGCCAUCCAUCAGUGCACACACACGGGCGAGCGCCCCUUCCCCUGCCCCGACUGCAGCCGGCAUUUCAAGUACAAGACCAACCUACUGAUCCACCAGCGCAUGCACACUGGCGAGCACCCCUACCCCUGCCCGCAGUGCAGCAAGAGCUUCACCUGCAGCACCAACCUUAUCAUGCACCAGAUCACCCACGACAGGCAGCAGGAGGGGCCACGGGGGCCGCCAGCAGCCAGGCGGCGGGAGAGGAAGAGAGCCCACACGGCUGACCAGCCCUUCGUUUGUGCCGAGUGUGGCAAAGGAUUCAAGAAGCAUGGCUUCCUUAUCAUCCACCAGCGGAGCCAUUGCCCAGCACCUGCCGGAGUUAGUGCAGAGCAGGCAGCUGGGCCAGGGAAAGCCCCGUGCUCCUCUCUGGAGCUAGCGCAGAGCAGGCAGCUGGGCCAGGGAAGGCCCCGUGCUCCCCACCGGAGCUAGUGCAGAGCAGGCAGCUGGGCCAGGGAAAGCCCCGUGCUCCCCACCGGAGCUAGCGCAGAGCAGGCAGCUGGGCCAGGGAAAGCCCCGUGCUCCCCUCCGCACCCAGUCCUCGCUCUCGCCAGGGAGUGGCUUGGAGCACAGGGCACCGAGGGAGCAUCUGGCAACGGGAUGUGCUAGCCACAGGUUGGGCAUGCCUGCUGUGUGCUCUACUGCAGGCUGGUGUGACUGGACCCAGCCCCUCCCCAAGCCUUGGGCAUUGUGCCCCAGACUAACUUCAUUGUGCUCUGAAAUAAACCGUCCCCACACCCUGGCCUGCCUGGCUUUGUGUGUUAGCCUCUGGCCGCCAGAGGACGUGACAGCAGCCCAGAGGCUGCCCAGGGCCCGGCCCGGCGCAUGCCCCACACCAACUCUGGCUGACAGCUGACCCUGCGUAAGUACUCAGUAGGGUUUCCAGGCAUCCGGUUUUCGACCAGAACGCUGGGUUGAAAAGGGACCCUGCUGACUAGGCUGUUAAACAUUCGGCUGGCGGUGGAGUGGGGCUAAGGCAGGUCCCUGUCUGCCCUGGCUCUGCGUGGCUCCCGGAAGCAGCCAGCACGUUCCUGUGGCCCCUAGGCACAAGGGUAGCCAGGGAGGCUCUGCGCACUGCCCCAACCGCAAACACUGGCUCUGCAGCUCCCAUUGGCCAGCUGCUUCCAGGAGCCACACAGAGCCAGGGCAGGCAGGGAGCCUACUUUAGCCCCACUGCACCGCUGACUGGGAGCCUGUAACAAUGCUGGUUCUGGUGGGACCCAACUGAGAGUGCCAAUUCAGGACCAAUUGCUUAAACAGGGCAGUUACAGCCCAAGGCCGGGGUUUUUCCACCUCUAAGGCAAACCAAACCAGGCAGCCAGAGAGGACUUUGGUCUCACCCCACUGGCUAACCACAAGUCACACAAGCAAUUCCCUUAGACACUCCAGCUUUCCAGUAUCACCACCAGUGCCACUCGUCCUGGGGAUGAAUGGUUAUGAAAACAAAUACCCCAGUAAAAGAAAAAAGGUUCUCCUGAUCCCAAAGGACCAAACCCCAGAGCCAUAUACAAGUCAGAUCUUACCCACAAAUCACGCUGUUGCCAAUCCUUUAGAAUCUAAAGAUUUAUUCAUAAAAGGAAAAAGAUAGAGA